AUGACGCCGUUGCAUCAGUGGACUGCACUGGUCGCGGCUGUGCUGGUAAUCAGUGGCCACGUGGCCAGUGCUCAAAGUCUAUGCGACACACCGCAGUGCGAGUGCGAUGACUCCCAGUCACAAGUCCGGUGCUCGUGCCGCAAAGUGCCUCACGAAUCGCAGGAUCUCGUGUUGAAAGCUCAAGGACCGGGACACGUGCCACGAGUGGCCACCAAUGUGAUCGUGACGCAAUGCGAUAGGGUCAAAGUGAUGGCCAUGGCGUUCGACGGGGCAAGGUCGCUGUGGACCGUGGAAAUCGAAUCGGUGAGCCGGCUGGAAAUGGCGGCCGAAGCGUUCGGUUGGUCGGAAAACGGUGGCGGUGGCACGGGACAGCCGCCACAGCAACCGCAGCACCAUCACCACCAGGGCCUCACGGUGUCCAUCACGAACGUGACAUCAGUGCCGGAGCUGCCCAGCUACGCGUUCCGCGGCCGACUACGGUCGGCCACGUUCAACAGAGUCCGGAUCGACGUGGUCCGGGCGUUCGCGUUCAGCAGCCUGACCGGGACGACGGGCCGGAUCGAGUUCAGGGACACAGUAUUCGGACAGGUGGAGCAGCAGGCGUUCAAGAAGUUCGCCGUUAACGAGUUUGUGUUAAAGGGGUGCCGGUUCGAGGGUGCGGCGCCCAGCCGCAUGCUCACAGAGAUCACGGUGCACGACGAGCUCCAUCUGGACGACGUGACGUUCCAGGUGGUCGAGAGCUAUGCGUUUCGCGUGCACGGGCCCAAGGUGUUCCGGGUACAGAACAGCCGGGCGGAGUGCGUGAGGAGCGGUGCGUUCGAGGUCAAGUGCCGGGGGCCCGCGUUCGUCGAAGACAACGCGUUCGGCCGGCUGGAGCGCGGCGCAUUCGCCGGGGUCACAGUGGACGCGCACAAGGUAGCCGAGGCCGAUUAUCAGGAGUUCGUGUUCGAGAACAACACGGUGGCCGAAUUCGAGAACGACGCGUUGGUGUUCGACACCAACGGGUUCAGGCCACGCAUGGACUGGCUAAUCGUGGGACGGGCGUGCGGGUGCCCGGCACGGUGGCGCACCGACCUGGUGGCAUUCUCCAAGGACUAUCCGCGGAACACCGACCGUCCCAGUUGGGUGGUUGAGCAGACAGCGUGGUGCGCGACACCGGACGACGACGGCGUCGGCAACUUCGGUCAGCUGGUCAAAGCGCAGCAGUACGACGAGGCGCAUUGCUCGGCGGGUGGCGGACGAAGCGGCGGACUGAUGAGCCGUUACUACCUGACGUUCGUGGCCGUGGUGGCCGUAGCCGCACUUACGGCCACGCUCGUCGGCUGGGCCUGGUACAAAAAGCGCAAGCGGGGGCAGUGGACCAACGUGCCGGCGUCGUCGCCGCUCAAGAACCGUUCGAUACUGAAGAACGGCGGUGGAGGCGGCAGGAGCGACAAGCGCAGACAUGUCAUGGUCAUGCCCGAGGGAAAGACUUACAGAGAAACGGAGUUGCAUGUGAUCGUGGAGCGCACGGGUUCGACAGACAGUCAGUACAGGUCUACGACUAAUUACCAACAUCAGAGAGCAACACAACCGUUGACCAGUGAUUUGUAA
This is a messenger RNA of Macrosiphum euphorbiae (potato aphid), 1593 nucleotides long. The record is from the annotation of a GenBank genome assembly. NCBI's taxonomy places the organism in Eukaryota, Metazoa, Arthropoda, Insecta, Hemiptera, Aphididae.